AUGGACUCGCAGCUUUCUUCAAACUCUUCUGCCGCUCUGGUCAACAUCAUAACCACCACUUCUGACAAGUUGGGCGCAUCUCUCUUACACGUCUACGACUCUGUGCGCCUUGCAGCCCAACAGCUUUCCUCGGGGGCCGUCGCUGCUUAUUAUCGCACCUUCUUUCGCAAUGACUCAGUGAAUUGGGGCCAAGUAGUGUUCCUUGCAACCUGCUUGAUCACCAUGGCUGGGUGCGGUCUUCUCUCGACUCUGCUUCGGCGUCACAAGUCGCCGACAAAGAAAUCUCGAUUCCUUCGGCCUUCCUUGCGCAAAACCUGGACGAAAUCUAAGUCUUCGACUAAAUCUUCCAAGACUCUCACUUCGUCAGACGAUGACUAUGAGGACGAUGAAUAUGAUAGCAACGGCUCCCUGCGUCAUGCCACUGCUGCUUCACUCCGAAAGGCAGCACAGUGGUCCUCCGAGUCCGAGAAGGGAACGUGCGAUGCUCUCAAGACAGACCCCGGUAUCUUGCAGAAAUUCUCCACAUACAACUCCUACACCACCUCCAUUGCCACCUAUCCUGCCAUUCGAACCUUUUUCUGCCCCCAUCCGCAUCUGAACCGCCUCCCCACGGAACCUGCGCCAGUCCCGUUGCUGGUCUUCGUUCACGGACUCGGAGGAUCCCUCGCCCAGUUCCACCACCUCUUGACCAGCCUUUCGAAUGUUGGUUCGUGCUUUGGUAUUGACCUGCCCGGUUGCGGGUUGUCCAAAUUCGAGCCGAGUAACUGGGAUGCCUAUUCUGUGGAUGCGCUUGCCGAACUACUUGCUACGGCUAUUGAAAAGUAUCGGGACAGAGAUGCUGGUCAAGACGUCAUCCUAGUUGGCCACAGCUUGGGCUGUUCGCUCUCUGCUCUUCUUGCCUCUUCCACGUCUCCGGUCGGGAAGACCUUGAAGGAACAUGUCGCAGGACUCAUUGCAGUCUGUCCUAAAGCAGAACCUCCCUCUGCGAAAGAAGCCGCUAGUUUUCGACGUCUGCUCCAUAUACCUAGCCCAAUCUUUGAUUUGUGGCGUAGCUGGGAUCGUCGGGGCGGCAUAGAGAGUACCAGUGUCAAGCGAAUUGCGGGUACCGACGCAGAUGAUGAAACGCGAGACCUUCAAGUCCGCUUUAAUAAGCAGAGCCGAACACCGGUCUGGCGCCGAAUGGCCUGGGGAACAUUGCCAUCUUACGAUGGUGGCAAGGCUGUCGGCGGCAUUCCAGGCGAGCAGGUCUGGGCAGGUGUUCAUGUUCCGAUUCUGCUUGUCGCUGGUGAAGCUGAUGCAGUGACCAAGCCUGCCGAGAUUCAGAAACUCCUGAAGUUUUUUGGCGAUUCGUCCGGUCAUACUGCUAUCGAUACCAGCGGAAGUGGCAUUAUCCCGGAUGCUUCCACUGUCCAUGAUCAAGCAUCCACGCCGCAAUCCCUACCGAGUGAGGAGUUAUCGGAGAAGCAAAAUGAGACUGCUCCGGCUACUACCAAGCGAGGGCGUUUGGUUAAAUCUGUGAUUUUGCCUCCGCCGGCCUCCCACGCUCUUCUCUAUGAUCGAGCAACAUACCGUACUUUGUCAGGCAUCAUCCAGGACUUUCUGUCGCAGAACAUUGAUCAGCGUCUGGGAAUGGGAUGGCAGCUGCAAUACAUGAAUACCUCUGGAAAGUGGGACGUGAAGAACCUUGCUAAAUGGCAGAAGGUUGUUCCAGUGUCCCUGCCUAUCGCCAACACUUUCGCCGCUAUGAAGAUGUUACGCGAGGUCGACGAGCAGCAUAAUCCUGUACUCUUUUCCGAGAAAUAUCGCGGCGUUAUCCACGCAGUUAUUGACAUCAGCCACGAAAACCCCGUGUACAACCCCGCGACGAUGGAGAAGGGUGGUGUUCACUAUGUCAAACAACCGACUGUUUCCAAGAUACCCCCAACGGAAGAUGAGGUUCGCGAUUUCAUUGCGCUGGUCGAUCGCCUUCAAGGUGAUAUCGAUGACAAGGUCAAAAACAAAGAAUACCCAGCCAAGCCGCGUCCGCUGGUCGGCGUGCACUGUCACUAUGGCUAUAACCGUACUGGGUUCCUCAUUACGAGUUAUCUGGUUGAGCGCUUGGGCUUCGGCGUACAGGACGCGAUUGAUGAGUUCAAUCGGUGCCGACCCCCUGGCAUUCGCCACGCUCACUUUAUUGAUACCCUUUUUGUGCGAUACUGCGUGGGCUUGAAGAGAGCACCCACCCUGUAA
Penicillium chermesinum is the source of this 2229-nucleotide messenger RNA. Its product is annotated as RNA 5'-triphosphatase domain-containing protein. Lineage: Eukaryota; Fungi; Ascomycota; Eurotiomycetes; Eurotiales; Aspergillaceae. The transcript is spliced from 2 exons. Bases 1 to 2229 code for a protein of 742 amino acids. Gene Ontology annotation, molecular function: protein tyrosine/serine/threonine phosphatase activity; mRNA guanylyltransferase activity. Gene Ontology annotation, biological process: protein dephosphorylation; 7-methylguanosine mRNA capping. The record is from RefSeq and is a predicted model, not a curated record.